UAUCAUGCGAAUGUCGCGGUAAAGCGAAGAAGUAGAGAAGCAUGGGUUGUUUAUUAUAUCCAAUGUAUUUUCUUAUUGUUUUGACAUAAUUAUCUGUGAAAUAUUGUUUUGAAUGAUGGAGCAGUCCAUUAAAAGAAGAUCUGAUGAACCGGAACCAAAAAUUCUGGAACCAGUUCUAAUACGAACCGACAACAAAGAUCGUAUACGUAUUGACAAAAAUCUGUUUAAAAUAGGCCGUGCAAGAGACAAUGACGAGAUUAUAUUGGAUGUUACAAUAUCUAGAAGACAUUGUAUCUUUAUAUGCGAUGAUAGAGAUGAAUGGAUGAUUAAAGAUUUAAGUUCAUCCGCAACAUUUGUCAAUAAUAUUGCUAUCUCUCCUGGAGUAAUACAAAAUAUUUAUCCAGGUGAUGUUAUACAAUUUAGUCCAAAUGAAACAUUCAAAUAUACAUUUACUCUUGCUGAAAAAGAUCAUUGUGUUAAGAGGCCAUGUAUAGAUGAAAAAAUACUUGAUACUGUUUUAAUCAAGCAGAAAACAUUUGCUGAAAAUCAAGAAUGUCAAAGAAAAGAACUUAAAGAUAAGCUUGAAAUAAAACAAAAGGAACAAAUUGAAUUAAAACAACAACUUGAAGAUCUGUUAUCGCAACAAACUGUUAUUCAAGAUGAUAAAGAAAAUUUAUUACGACAAAUUGAAAUACUAGAAAGUAAAAUAAAGACAGGUAAUGCUCAAGAACAAUAUUUGCAAAACAUGUAUUCCCAGUUAUUAGAAAAAUUGGAGAGCGAAAGGCAACAAUUUGAGACCAGGAUAAACGAGGAGAAGCAAAAAUGGCAAGAAGCACUAGAUAUGAGUAAGCAAGAGAAAGAAAUGUUAGAAAUAAAAAUGAGAGAACAAAUGGAAAAGUGGAGACAAGAACAACAAACAGAAUGGAGAAAUAUGAUGGAAAACAAGGUAAAAGAAGAAAAAAAUAUUCAAGCUCAAUUAUUGAAUGAGAAAAAUAUAUUAGAAGAGAGAUUGAAAGAAACGGAAAAAGCUUUAAAAGAACAAGAAGCAAAGGCGGAAACUUCACAGGCAAUGUUAAAUGCAAACCUAAUAACUAGUGAAGCAAGUACAGCAGAUAACUGUAUAUUUGUAGAAGUAAUUAAUGAUUCUUCAGAAUUCCAAAUAUUAGACACAAUAGAUUUAACUGGAUUAAGUCAAAAUAUUAUAGAAACUAAUACUAAGGAAAAUAUUCUUGGAAAAGUGAGCGACAUUAUGGAUGAACAAUUGACGUGUAGCAUAUGUUCAGAAUUAUUUGUGAGAGCAACAACAUUAAAUUGCACACAUACAUUUUGUCACCAUUGCAUAUGUAUGUGGAAUAAAAAACGAAGAGAUUGUCCUGUUUGUAGAAAAUCGAUAAUAUCAAUGAAUAGAUCAUUAGUUUUAGAUAAUUUUAUUGAAAGUAUGAUCGAAAACCUACCUACAGAACUUAAAGAAAGAAGAAGAGAGAUUAUAGAAGAAAGGAAAGCAUUAGAAAAGAAGAAACGUUAUUGAAACACAAAUCACACGAAGACAAAGCACACAAGGAGACUACAUAGUGUUACAGUAUUUUAUUAUAUAAAUUUUACAUCGUUAAAAAAACCAUAUUUAAUUUG
Molecule: messenger RNA, 1629 nt
Organism: Camponotus floridanus (Florida carpenter ant)
Lineage: Eukaryota; Metazoa; Arthropoda; Insecta; Hymenoptera; Formicidae
Product: E3 ubiquitin-protein ligase RNF8
Exons: 4
Coding region: 113-1528 (471 amino acids)
Biological process (GO): ubiquitin-dependent protein catabolic process; protein K48-linked ubiquitination; double-strand break repair
Cellular component (GO): cytosol; site of double-strand break; ubiquitin ligase complex
Molecular function (GO): ubiquitin protein ligase activity; histone binding
Source: RefSeq, a predicted model, not a curated record